CUACUCCGUCGUAUUUGUUCCUUUCGUGCUCGCUGCCACCGAGGCAUCUUCAUCGCUAAAAGGUGAACACGAAAAUGAUGACGCAAAAGCAGCUAGUAGACCAAGAACCGCACGGCCGUUUCUGCGGAGUGUCUGCGCUGCUCUCUACAGUGCAGAGUUCUGCAGACCCCUGCCAAGGGACCACCUCGACCAACGCAGAGACAUUUACACUGGCAGCCCGCAGGUCUUGUUACGCGAGAGGCUCUUGCAACUGCUCCUUGGCACCAGCGAUAAAAAGGAUCAGGAACAAGAAAAAGGUGAGGCUCAAGAAUGGAGCAUAUCGCGACCUUCAAUCUCCUUACGACUCCGCCUCUUCGAUCACUGGCAGUUGGGCAGGACAGUUGACCUGAGAAAGCCAAGAGUGCCAUUUCCCCAUGGACAAAUACGAAACCAUACGUCGCAUGCUCAGCAGACAAAUGAGGAUGUGGACCAUGAAGAAAAAGAGCUAGUUUUCUUUCAAGAACGCGAUUAUCCUCGUUCGUUCGCCAGAAAGUUCCCC
Amoebophrya sp. A25 is the source of this 538-nucleotide messenger RNA. NCBI's taxonomy places the organism in Eukaryota, Dinophyceae, Syndiniales, Amoebophryaceae. The record is from the annotation of a GenBank genome assembly.